AUGGCGCCCGGCUCGCUGAGGUCUUACGGGACAAUUAUUCGUCAACUGCGAGCUAUUGGCUCGGAUGAGUACUCUUCCGUGGCCCUCUACAGCGGGCCUCAUGGCCUCGGCCGGAACGUUGAUGACUACGGAUAUGUGCUGCUGGUUGCCAUCAACCCCGGGACUUGGUAUGCAGAUUGA
Molecule: messenger RNA, 180 nt
Organism: Penicillium diatomitis
Lineage: Eukaryota; Fungi; Ascomycota; Eurotiomycetes; Eurotiales; Aspergillaceae
Exons: 2
Coding region: 1-180 (59 amino acids)
Source: RefSeq, a predicted model, not a curated record